Octopus sinensis (East Asian common octopus) is the source of this 6537-nucleotide messenger RNA. Its product is annotated as chloride intracellular channel protein 2-like. The transcript is spliced from 2 exons. Lineage: Eukaryota; Metazoa; Mollusca; Cephalopoda; Octopoda; Octopodidae. Gene Ontology annotation, cellular component: apical plasma membrane; cytoplasm. Gene Ontology annotation, biological process: chloride transport. Gene Ontology annotation, molecular function: chloride channel activity. The record is from RefSeq and is a predicted model, not a curated record. Bases 365 to 1141 code for a protein of 258 amino acids.
UUAUUAGUCAGCGCCAUUGUUCACAGCAUCUUAAUUGCUCGACUUUUCUCUCUGUGUCUCACCAUAGAAAUCUUGGUACUUCACCGUUUUUCCUCUCUCUCUCUUGCUGCUAUUUCAGUUUAUUAUUUAAAGGUUGUUCCUGAAGUAAACGUUUUCAGACACUUAAGACUGAAACUCUCCUCUACUUGUCCUACCACCACCACCACCACCAUCACUACAACUACUGCUACUGCCACCACCAUCACCUAAUAUUAGUGCUACUACUACUACUGCUCUCUCUCUCUCUCUCUCAACACACCUCGUCACUGCUUCAACACAACCUGCUCUGACGGUUACUGCUGCUACAACUGCUGCGUAAUUUACAAUGACAGAAACGAACCACCACAGUACUCCGGGACCCGAACUCACCCUUUAUGUGAAGGCCGGGCAAGCUGGCCAAGGAUUCGGCGCCUGUCCGUUCUGUCAACAGAUCCACAUGAUCCUGGCACUGAAGGGCCAAGAAUACGAUGGCAAGUUGUUCGAAGUUGUAGUCAUCGACCCUGGCCGGCCACCGGCAGAGUUUCGCAAACAUGCCAACCGACUGCCUGUUUUGAAACACGGUGACGAAGUGUUGACAGAGAAUGAAGAAAUCAUCAACUACAUUGACAAGAAUUUCCCUGAGCCUGAUCUAUCGUACUCGGACCGGAGGGCUCAUACUGUGUGUUUAGACGUCUUCUCUAAAUUUGCUCACUACAUCAAACAGGUAAGCACUUCUCCCGACCACCUCAUCUCAGAGCUGUGGCGAGUCAGUGACCACAUGGUAGAUUCCGGCAACAAGUUUCUCUGCGGAGACAAACUGACCCACCUCGACUGUUUGAUGUUACCUAAGCUUCAGCACAUCCGAGUAGCAGCACUGGCUUUCAAAGAUUUCCACAUCCCUUCCACCAUGACCGGCAUCUGGAGGUACCUGUGGAAGGCCUACAAGGAGCCUAUUUUCCAGGUCUCCUUGCCUAGCGACCAGGAAAUUGUUUACCACUGGAGUUGUAAAUCAGAAACACCACUAUUAUCCGAGGAAAAGAAAAGGAUUUACUGUAUUGAUGGUGAACCCCAGUAUGAUGUGUCGAUGCCAGACGGAUACAAAGUCCCAGAAGACAGUGAAUAAUAAUGAUAUUAACAUUGCAGCAUGUUUUGACACAGGAUUUUUUCUUCUCAGUGAGCAUCCUUUGAUAUAUAAAUAUAUACAUAUAACACACAUAUAUAAAUAUACACACACACACACGCACAUUUAUAUAUAUAUAUAUAUAUAUAUAUAUAUAUAUAAAUUUAUGUACACAAAUAUAAAUAAUAAAAUGUAACAACAAAAGAAUGAGACUUCGAUAUUAGAGAAAUAGAGGAUUAUUUAUAUAUCUGUUAUAAUUUGGAACAGACAGUAAAAGUUUGUUAUUAUGGCCAACGAGAAUGUACUGUAGCCCUUCGCUCCAACAUUUGAAACCCCGAGUACUAUAAUAACCUUUUACUUUUUGUUCUAAAUUAUAACACACACACACACACAUAUAUAUAGUAUAUAACACACAUACAUACAUAAUAUGCAUUCAUAUAUAUAACAUAUAAUACAUAGACAUAUACACACAUACAUAACACUUUAUAUUAAAUAUACAUACAUUGAAAAUAUACGUAUAUAAAGGAUACCUGUGAAUACAAGAAGUGUCAAGUGAUUGUUUAUAUUUAUCACACUUGCUUGGUAUGUAUACGUGCAUAUAUACAUAGGUCCACAAAGCAUUGUGUGUGCAUGUGUUUUUAUAUAUAUGAUAUAUAUAAAAAAAAAAAAUGUAUUAAGAUUGUGAAAGUUUUUCACUGUAGUUUCUUAAUGUCCAGUGUCGAACUGACUGGUCACAGUUUCAAUUUAGUGCUAGAUACUCUGUUGAACGAAGAAAGGGGAAGUUUUGCUGGCCAAAUACUUGUUGAUGACUUUGAAAUUCUAUUUAUAAAUCAAAGAAAGAAAAAAAAAAAGCACACACCCUUAUAUGACUUUAUAAAAAAGCUAAAUUUUUUGGUAAUUUGCUCUUCAAUACUCUCUCUCACUAUCUCUUUCUUUGGGCUUUGUUAGCUGAAAUGGUCCCUCUGUAAUCUAUUUGUAAGCCCUACCUGUUCGGGGAUCCAUUCCACUUACAAAGCAUCACACAUACACAUUUUAGUUCUGAAAUGUAUAUGUAAAAACUGCCCAGGUUAGUGAUGUCUGCAUAAUGGUUGAAUUUUGUUAAUUGUUGCACUGAACAAUGGCUAAAUUUGGUAGGAUUUUCUUUUGUCAACAACCUUUUGUUGUGACUUGGAAGUUCAAUUGGUUAUUGAGUUUACCGACGACUUGCUUUCAAACUUGUAUUAGUUUUAGCCAAGAGGGUAUAAAUGGCAAGGCUUUUUUAUGUCUGCUAAUCUUUCCUCGCCAGUGAACAAUAUUUUAAUUUUAAAUUUAAUUACAGCCACUACCUGUAUAACGUAAAAAGUAUAAAAGCUGGGGGGGGAAUGUUAUGUAUGUAUCCAAGUGUUUUGGGUGAUCAGCAAAAAGAAAAAGAAAAAAACAGGUUGUGUGUGGAGGUGGGUGGAUACAUGUGUGGUUGUGUGUAUUUGUAGGCAGAUGUGGCAGAUUAAAUUUUUCUGUUGUAAACUAUAUUUAUAUGUAAGGGAAAAAAACAAGACUUAGUCCUGUCACUCAUUAUUUUAAUAUAUUGCAUAUGUAUUAUAUGCGUAACAUAUUGUAAUAUAUAUUCCAUAUAGAUAUAUUGUAUAAUUUUGAUAACACUGUUGUUUGUUGAGGUAGAGGCAAAUUUAGUAUAAUAUAUAUAAUAAUGUUAUUGUAAUGAUAGUAUUAUAGUAAUGUAGAUGUGUUGAAAUAAUUACUGUCGUUAAAAAAUGAUUUCUGUUAAAAGUGAAGAGAUACUAGUAGACUAGUAGUUUGUUCUGAGUUCACCUAGUUGUGUUGUUGUUGUUGCUGUUGUUAGUUUGUGAGUAGUUUUGGUAGGAGUGUGUGUUGUGUACGCGAACGGUUUGAGUAGAUGUAAAAGAUCAGUGUGCUAGUUUAGUUUACUGUAAACUGCAGCCUCUCUGUCAGAGAUGAUAGCAGACAUCUGUGAAAUGAAUUCUGGUUUCUUGUCUAAAAAGACUAAAAAAAAAACCACCACCACCACCACCAUCUCCUCCAUCUUCACUGCACCAAACCUCCACCAUCCAUCUUCUAGUACAGACAUCGAGCUAGCUUGAUGUGGUGUAAUAUUCAAAUAACGUUCUUCUGUCAUAGACUUCUUCUCAUGAAACUUUUAAGGGGAGGAGGGCUACAAGCAAGCCAUCUACAUUGGUUUAUAAGCCAUUAAAUACACAUACAUGCGUACGCUUACACCUCUACACACAAACAUUAUACAACUCUCGCCGUUCUUGGUUAAGUAGGCAAGUCAAAGAAGAAGAAGAGGAGGAGGAGGAAUAAGAUACAAUUUUUAUUUUGUUUGACUUAUUUUUCUUUGACUGGCUGUUUUGGAGUUGUGAUAACUUGUUGGUUCUUAUCUCCCAAACUUCCACUCUCCAUGAUAAAAAUUAUUCUUUUCUAGCUUAUAAACCCAAGCAUUAUCACAAUAGCUUGUUAGUUCAUUGCAUAAAAAAAAUCAUUCCAACUUAUGGUAUCAGUAUUAUUACAAUAGGUUAUUAUGUCUGUAUUAAAAAUUAUCAUUACUUAUAAUAUCCAGUAUUAUUACAGUAAUUCAUUAAUUCUGUGUUGAGUUCUACUGUCCAACUUAUACCAUCAGUAUUAGUAAUUCUUCAGCUUGUUCUCUUUGUUCUUAGCCCUUUUCUUACCAUAUUUCUGUUUAGAUAUUCUUUAAUUCUUUAACUUGUUUCAGUCAUUUGACUGUGGCCAUGCUGGAGCACCGCCUUUAGUCAAGCAAAUUGACCCGGGACUUAUUCUUUGUAAGCCCAGUACUUAUUCAAUCGGUCUCUUUUGCCGAACCGCUAAGUGACUGCUUCUGUUGUAAUUAAUUUUGAGAAUAAUGAAUUUAUUUAGUUAAAUGCCAUUAUUUAGCCAGUGUUUGGAACAUAAAUUAACAGGAAAUUUUUGACGGAAGACUUUAAUUUUGUUCACUUUAAAACAGAAAGUUUGUAUGGAAACGGGGUCAGUUUCAGGUGGGGUUAGUAUGAAAUGGUUAAAUCAUGGACAGACCAAAGCAUUUACCAACCUAAACAAUGAAAUAUUAUCUUUAUAUCCUUUUCUAUAAUAAUUCUAUAGACUUUCUUUCACCUAUUCCUCACCAAUUUUUCUGAUGAAAUACCCUGCUUCUCCAUGUUUCCAAUUUAUAUUAAAAAUAAUCAUGGACUUUGCAAUACUUUAGUAAAAUAAGCUGUUAUUGUUUGGAACAUAAUGGAAGUUUCAGACUUAAAAUUAAGAUAGGAGGAUGAAAUUUUUUAAAAAUAAACACUUUUUUAACAAACGAAAAAAAUAACUGGACAGUUUUUGUAUUGUGUAAAAAAAACCAAAGGUGGUAUGAUGCAGGUUAUUAAGAAUGGUGGGUUACAAGAAUACAGUUCUGUAGAUUAGUGUAAAACUGGCAAAUGGAUUGUUUAGGAUGGAAAUAGAAAGGAAGUGAGAUUAAAAAACAAAAAGAACCCAACACUGCUCCCAUGUUUAGAUUUGAAUAAUCGUUUCAAGCACUUUUCCUUCUUUUAAUACACACCUAUUUUUCUUACAUCUCCACAUUUACAUUCUUUAUAUGCAAAUGCAUUUUUUUCCUCCCUUCUCUUUCUGUAUUGAAGUAGUCAGCAGUUUAUAGGAGAGGAGUUUAGUUCUUUCAUUUGAUUAUUUCUGUUGAAAUAUAACUGCUUAUGUUUCAGUUAAUUUAAAAAAAAAAAAAGCGAAGUAUUUAGUAAGGCAACUCAUUAUUAAACGAGUGUUUAACGUAACAGGAAAUGUUGACGGUAGGUUUUUAGCUUAGGUUGCUUUAACCCUUUUGUUACCAUAUUUUUGUUAUUCAGUAAAAUAACUUUAUUAAACUUGUGUCCGGAACAUUAAAUUAACAUGAAAUUUUCAUGGAAGGUUUUGGUUCAGUUCACAUUAAAACAGGAAGUUUGUAUCGUAGAACCAGGGAUGGUCUCAUGUGGAUUGGUAUCAAAAGGGUUAAAAUAUCUUGGAUUCUGUUUGUUGUAUCACAAACAAAGAAUCAGUGGAUUUUUUUUUUGGUGGGGGUAGGGUUCGUAGGGAGAGAUGUAGAUCUUUGUAAACAGUAAAAGCAAUCAUUAUUUGGCAGUCUCAAAAACUCAAUUGUUUGAUCUUUCAUAUUCCUCGGACUUUGAAAAGUUUGAGGAAUACGAAUGAGAGUCAAGCAAAGUCUGGAGAGCUGUCAGGGGAAGAAUACACACAUUGCCGUAAACUUAGAAUUUAGUUUAAAAACCUUAGAACUCAUAGAGACUAAAGUGGAAUGGGACAUCUGGAGGACUGCUUGUGUUAUUAGUAAAUACCUACCAAAAUUUAGACUCUUUGGACCAAUUGUCUUUCUUGGACCAAUCGUCUUUCUUGUGCCUUCAUUUGCUUGAUAUCUGAUAAAUAUAUUAAACAAAAAAAAAUAAUAAAAUAAAAUAAAACAAACCCCUGAUAAUUUCCUUGGUGGAAUUCACAUUGAAAGAGCAUAAGUUUCUGAAUUUUCUACUCUUUCUCUCACACACCCCACUUUUUGAUUUUAUUUUUAAACUCUCCCCCUCCCCUCAAAUUAUGAUCUGAAUUGCUAUCUUUAUUAUAAUAUCCACAUCAGUGCUUCCUUGAUUCUUUAAAAUACUCAGAUAAAAAAAAUGAGAGUGGUUUUUUUUCUCUUUUUAAGAGCACACAAAUAGGGAGCCCUGCUCUUUUGCAAAUGUUUCCAUAAAAUGGUAUAAGCUCCCACUCAAGUUUCAAUCCCAGCUCAAAGUCCCUAUCUCUUUAAUUUAUGCCACAAUUGUAUUUGGGGUCUGGGAUGAUGAGGAUAGGUGUGAAUGUUACAACAUCCUGCUUCUUGCUCUUCCUUAUAAAGAAAAUUGAAAAAAACAAAAACAAAAACAAAGUGACCCUUUUAAAGGUAUGAUCUAUCCCUAAUAAGCCAAAUUGUGUUUGUGUGUGUGUGUGUGUGUGUGUGUGUGUUUGACACUUGGUUUUAAUUAAUUAAAAUUUAAUUGUUGGAAUUAGAUUUUUGUUGAAAUUCGUUUGGAGAAAAUAAAAUUAUGCAAUAAAAGUGAAAUUGGUAACUGAGAAAGCUGAUAAUGUUAAUUCAGUUUGAUAUUCUUGGAAGAAUAUAUAUAUUGAAAGCAGUUUGAUAGUGGUGGCCACCAUGUGUCACUUGUUUCAUAUAAAUACAACCACACAAGUAUGAUAUAGUGUUGUCUGGGCACACUAUACAACUACUAUAACUAAUAUUACUUCAAUCUAUUGAGUCUAUUUUAGUGGCAUUACUGUUAUUUUGUGUGUGUGUGUUUACUCUCUUUGAAUAAUGGAUAGAUCUGAUGUGGUGGUGAUGUUUUAGAUCCCAACUGCAAAAUUGUGGCAAAAAAAAAAAA